AUGGAUAUAUUUCUUAGGGUUCCAUAUAUGAAACGAUGGCAUGGUGUUUCCAGGUCAGGAACACAUCUUGGAGCAUUUGAUUUCCCUCGAAUGGAAAACUGUGACAAACUUGUUGAAGCAAUGGAAGGAAUUAAGAUCGAAAAUGUUGAGCAGACCCCCGAUGCUCCAUUGCCGAUGUUACCAUCCAGCGGAAGUGGCAAAGCUGACCAUGAGAUGGCUCCUGCUGAUCAGAUUGAUCAAUCCAAGACUGGAAAACAUGUUCCUGAUCAGGUUCGUCAGGGUGAAGGACGAGGGCUUGGUAAUAACGUGGACCCUAAGAAGCUCAAAAGAAUUACUGCAGGCCGUGAAUAUUCACUAAGGUAUCGACUCAAACAGCAGCAACACACUGCACAGCUGGAAACAGACGUAAGAAGUCUCCAGAUCGAAUCUAAAAGAGUCGAAUGA
Molecule: messenger RNA, 444 nt
Organism: Theobroma cacao (cacao)
Lineage: Eukaryota; Viridiplantae; Streptophyta; Magnoliopsida; Malvales; Malvaceae
Source: RefSeq, a predicted model, not a curated record